Molecule: messenger RNA, 4127 nt
Organism: Choloepus didactylus (southern two-toed sloth)
Lineage: Eukaryota; Metazoa; Chordata; Mammalia; Pilosa; Megalonychidae
Gene: CLSPN
Product: claspin
Exons: 25
Coding region: 129-4127 (1332 amino acids)
Biological process (GO): mitotic DNA replication checkpoint signaling; mitotic G2 DNA damage checkpoint signaling; activation of protein kinase activity
Molecular function (GO): anaphase-promoting complex binding
Source: RefSeq, a predicted model, not a curated record
UCCGCUCCGGCUGGGCGCGAAAGCUCGAAGGGUACAGCGGGACUGGAGACGGCGGGAGCGGCUACACACAGACUGAAGGAACCGGAGAGCUGCCUCAUCCAGAGCGGAGCGCUGGAGAAGCUAGAAUCAUGACGGGAGAGGUGGCUUCUGCGGUUCACCUAGAAAUCAGUGAUCCAAAACUCAUUUCACAUGACGAAGCAAAUAGUCCUUCAGACAGUGGACAGGGCAGCUGUGAAACAGUUGGGCCCUUGAACGAAAGAGAUUCUGAUGAAGAGAUUUUUGUGAGUAAAAAAUUGAAAAACAGGAAAGUACUACAAGACAGUGACUCUGAAACAGAGGACACAAAAGCCUCUCCAGAGAAAACUACCUAUGACAGGGCAGAAGAGGAAAAUAAAGAGAAUUUAUAUGCUGGAAAAAAUGGAAAAGCCAGAAGGAUUUAUAAAACUCUGGCAGACAGUGAUGAAAAUGACACUGAGGAGUCUUUGUAUCAGGAAAAUCUUAAAACCCAAGUGACACCUUGCUUUGAGCGGAGUCUCCAAUCUGAAAAAUCUGAGGACUUUACACUUGACAGACAGCUUGCCAAAAAACUCAUACGUGAUAAAGAAGGAACAGGAGGAAAAGCAAAAGUAAAAUCAAAGAGAAGACUUGAGAAAGAGGAAAAAAAGAUGGAAAAAAUUAGGCGGUUAAAAAAGAAGGAAACAAAGAAUGAGGAAGAUGAAGUGAAACAGCCGUUUAAUGACAGUGGCUGUCUUCUUAUGGAUAAAGACCUUUUUGAAAGCGGGUUGGAGGAGGAAAAUAACUCUCCAUUGGACGAUGAGGAGUCAUUAGAAUCAAUAAGGACAGCCAUGAAAAACAAAGUAAAAAAGCACAAGAAAAAGGAACCGUUGUUGGAGAGUGGAGUCUAUCCAAUUGAAGAAGAAAGUGAGUUAUCAGAAGGCACCAUGAGGAAGGAAAGGAAGGCAGCCAAGUUAAGUAAGGAAGCGUUAAAAAAACUGCAUAGUGAGACUCAGCGCCUUAUUCGAGAGUCUGCACUUAAUCUUCCUUAUCAUAUGCCUGAGAAUAAAACCAUUCAUGAUUUCUUCAAACGUAAACCCCGGCCCACUUGCCAGGGAAAUGCCAUGGCACUACUGAAGUCAUCUAAGUAUCAGUCAGGCCACAAGAGAGAAAUCAUAGACACUGCAAAUACAACUGAAAUGAAUGUUGAUCACCAUGGCAAAGGUUCUGAACAGACAGCAGGCACAGAAUAUGAAGAAGUUAAUCCACUCCCUGCAGUUUCACAGGAACCCCAGAUCACUGCUGCCUCAGAUGAGUCUUGCAGUAAGGAUUUGGUGGGAAGUGAAGAGGUAGAAAUUCAAGAGAAACAGAAGCAGGAUAAUCCUAGACCUUCACCUGGGGACAGCUCAGUGGAGCAACAGGAACCCAGCUUUCUAAUGAGCAAGGAGGGCCAGGAGUAUCAGGCUGGAGCACUUGUGGCACUUGAACCUCAUGCUUUGGAAGGAGAAGAAGGCCUGAAUAAAGGAGAAGCGGACAGAAAGGUGGAAGAGCCCGGGCAGCAAGCUAAAUUGACAGCAGCUGUGCCACCUGAAAAAGGGAGACGGUUCACUCUGGAUAGGCUUAAGCAACUGGGAAUAGAUGUUUCUGUUAAACCUCGGCUGGGGGCCGAUGAUGAUUCCUUUGUGAUACUUGAUGAACCUGAAACCAACCAAGAACUGGAAGCCUUGAAGCAGCGUUUCUGGAAGCAUGCUCAUCCAGCAGCCAGGCCCAGGCCUGCUCAGAAGGUGAAUGUGAACAUCGUAGUGAAAGAUGUGGGCACUGAUGGAAAGGAAGAGCUGAAGGCAGGUGUGGUACCCGUGACCCUGGAAGCUGAGAUGCUAGAUGGAGCAAGCCAUACAAAGCCAGGUGAAAAACUUCAGGUGCUGAAAGCUAAACUGCAAGAAGCAAUGAAACUCCGAAGGCUGGAGGAACGCCAAAAGCGCCAGGCAUUAUUUAAAUGGGAUAAUGAAGAUGGGUUUGUGGAGGAAGAUGAGGAGGAAGAAGAGGAAGAAAUGACAGAUGAAUCUGAAGAAGAAGAAGAGGAGGAGGAAAAAGAAUUAGAGGACGAGGAGGAAAAAGAAGAGGAGAAAGUCAAUCAGGAGAUUGAAGAAUUCCUUCUUAGUAGUGAAGAAAUGGAAACCAAAGAUGAAAAAGAAAUGGAUAAAGAGAACAAUGAUGGCAGUAAUGAAAUUGGCAAGUCAGUCAGCCUUCUCUCUGUUCCCAAGCCUCUCUCGUCAGAUUCUACCUUACUUCUAUUUAAGGACAACUCUUCUAAGAUGGGUUACUUUCCUGCUGAAGAAAAGUCAGAAACAGAUGAAAACUCAGGCAAAAGGUCUAGCAAACUUGAUGAAGAUGAUUCAUGCUCAUUGCUGACAAAGGAGAGCAGCCACAACAGCAGCUUUGAGCUGAUUGGCUCCACAAUUCCAUCCUAUCAACCUUGCAACAGACAGACAGGCCGGGGGAUGAGUUUUUUCCCUGCAGCAGGAGGCUUUAGAUCUCCUUCCCCUGGGCUGUUUCGAGCCAGCUUGAUCAGCUCAGCUUCUAAGAGUUCAGGGAAGCUGUCUGAGCCUUCACUUCCCAUAGAAGAUUCCCAGGAUCUGUAUAACACCUCCCCAGAGCCUAAGACACUUUUCCUAGGAGCAGGAGACUUCCAGUUCUGUUUAGAAGAUGACACUCAGAGCCAACUGUUGGAUGCAGAUGGGUUCUUAAAUGUUAGGAACCACAGGAAUCAGUACCAGGCUUUGAAGCCUCAAUUGCCACUGGCCAGUAUGGAUGAGAAUGCCAUGGAUGCUAACAUGGAUGAGCUGUUGGAUUUGUGUACCGGAAAGUUCACGUCUCAGGAUGAAAAACCUCUAUCCAGGAAGAGUGACAAGAAAGAGAACAUGGAGGAACUUCUGAAUCUUUGUUCAGGAAAAUUCACUUCUCAGGAUGCUUCCGCUCUGGUUCCUUCAGAGUUAAAUAAGCAGGAGAAGGAGAGCAACACUGGUGACCCAAUGGAAGAAGCACUUGCUCUUUGCUCAGGCUCUUUCCCAAUGGACAGGGAAGAUGAAGCUGAAGAGGAGGAAUUUGGAGACUUUCAGCUUUUCCCAAAUGACAAUGAGUUUGAUAGUGAUGAGGAUGAACACAGUGACUCUGAUGAUGAAGAUCUGGCAUUGGAAGGCCAUGAAGAUGAUGAGGAAGAGCUCCUGAAGCAAUCUGAGAAGUUGAAAAGACAAAUGAGAUUGAAGAAGUACCUGGAGGAUGAGGCAGAGGUGUCGGGGAGUGAUGUGGGAAGUGAAGAUGAGUAUGAGGGGGAAGAGAUCGAUGAAUAUGAAGAAGAUAUAAUUGAUGAAGCACUUCCUUCUGAUGAGGAACUGCAGAAUCAAAUCAAGAAAAUACACAUGAAAACCCUGUUGGAUGACGAUAAGCGACAACUACGUUUAUACCAAGAGAGGUAUCUUGCUGAUGGGGAUCUGCACAGUGAUGGUCCUGGGCGCAUGAGGAAAUUCCGAUGGAAAAACAUAGAUGAUGCUUCCCAGAUGGACUUGUUUCACAGAGAUUCUGAUGAUGAUCAGGUUGAAGAACACUUUGAUGAGACAGAAGCCAGAUGGAGAAAGGAGAGAAUUGAACGAGAGCAGUGGCUUCGGGAUCAGGCACAGCAGGGGAAAAUUGCAACUGAAGAAGAAGAAGAAAUAGGAGAAGACAGUCAGUUUAUGAUGCUGGCCAAGAAAGUUACAGCCAGAACGCUGCAGAAGAAUGCCAAUCGCACUAUGGUUAUUCAGGAAUCAAAGUCUUUGCUUGGAAACCCCUUUGACAUCAUCAGAUCGGGGAGUGCCCGCCAGCUGAAGGCAGGCUCACUGCUAAAUCAACCCAAAGCUGUGCUUCAGAAACUGGCUGCCCUCUCUGACCUCAACCCUAGUGCUCCCCGAAAUUCAAGAAACUUUGUCUUUCAUACACUUUCUCCUGUCAAGGCUGAGGCAGCAAAGGAAUCCUCUAAGCCUCAGGUGAGGAGAAGAGGUCCAUCUGUAGUGACACCCCCUUCACCUAAGCGCCUCAAAACAGAUGAUAGUAAUUCAGGAUUGAAGCAAAGCAUAUUCAAAUUCUUGGAAAGCUAA